GUGCCGCGGAGUUGGAGCGGGGCCGGCGCCGCGGCCGCUUCUUCUCGCUGAGCUGCUGCCGCCGCCGGGCGGACGGGCGGACGCGCGGAGCUGUGGGCGGCGCGGCGGGGCCGGCGGGGCGCGGCGGGGCUGACCGGCCCCGAUGAGGCGGAAGGAGAAGCGGCUUCUGCAGGCGGUGGCGCUGGUGCUGGCGGCCCUGGUCCUUCUGCCCAACGUGGGGCUCUGGGCGCUGUACCGCGAGCGGCAGCCCGACGGCACCCCCGGGGGAGCCGGGGCAGCGGUGGCCCCGGCGGCUGGACAGGGCUCACACAUUCAACAAAAGAACUCCUUUUUCUUGGGAGAUGGGCAGAAGCUGAAGGACUGGCACGACAAAGAAGCCAUCAGGAGGGAUGCUCAGCGAGUAGGUAAUGGAGAACAAGGGAAGCCCUACCCCAUGACAGAUGCUGAGAGAGUGGAUCAGGCAUACCGAGAAAAUGGAUUUAACAUUUAUGUCAGUGAUAAAAUCUCCCUGAAUCGCUCUCUCCCUGAUAUCCGGCAUCCAAACUGCAACAGCAAACGUUACUUGGAGACGCUCCCCAACACCAGCAUCAUCAUCCCCUUCCACAAUGAGGGCUGGUCCUCCCUCCUCCGCACCGUGCACAGCGUGCUGAACCGCUCGCCCCCGGAGCUGAUCGCUGAGAUCGUGCUCGUCGAUGACUUCAGUGACCGAGAGCACCUGAAGAAGCCACUCGAAGACUACAUGGCCCUGUUCCCCAACGUGAGGAUUCUCCGAACCAAGAAACGGGAAGGGCUGAUAAGGACCAGGAUGCUGGGGGCCUCAGCAGCAACUGGGGAUGUCAUCACAUUCUUGGACUCACACUGUGAAGCCAAUGUCAACUGGCUCCCCCCCUUGCUCGACCGCAUUGCUCGGAACCGCAAGACCAUCGUGUGCCCGAUGAUUGAUGUGAUUGACCACGAUGACUUUCGAUACGAGACACAGGCCGGGGAUGCCAUGCGGGGCGCCUUUGACUGGGAAAUGUACUACAAGCGGAUCCCGAUCCCCCCGGAACUGCAGAAAGCUGACCCCAGCGACCCGUUUGAGUCUCCCGUGAUGGCCGGUGGACUGUUUGCUGUGGACCGGAAGUGGUUCUGGGAGCUGGGCGGGUACGACCCAGGCUUGGAGAUCUGGGGCGGGGAGCAGUAUGAAAUCUCAUUCAAGGUGUGGAUGUGUGGAGGCCGCAUGGAGGACAUUCCCUGCUCCAGGGUGGGCCAUAUCUACAGGAAGUACGUGCCCUACAAGGUGCCCGCUGGAGUCAGCCUGGCCCGGAACCUGAAGCGAGUAGCGGAGGUGUGGAUGGACGAGUACGCGGAACACAUCUACCAGCGCCGGCCCGAGUACCGCCACCUCUCCGCUGGUGACGUAGCCGCCCAGAAGAAGCUCCGUAGCUCCCUUAAUUGCAAGAGUUUCAAGUGGUUUAUGACCAAGAUCGCCUGGGACCUGCCCAAAUUCUACCCGCCGGUGGAGCCCUCCGCCGCAGCCUGGGGCGAGAUCCGCAAUGUGGGUACCGGACUGUGUGCAGACACGAAGCAUGGGGCCCUGGGCUCCCCGCUGAGGCUGGAGAGCUGCGUCCGGGGCCGUGGGGAGGCCGCCUGGAACAACAUGCAGGUCUUCACCUUCACCUGGAGGGAAGACAUCCGGCCUGGGGACCCCCAGCACACCAAGAAGUUCUGCUUUGACGCCAUCUCCCACACCAGCCCCGUCACCCUCUACGACUGCCACAGCAUGAAGGGCAACCAGCUGUGGAAGUACCGCAAAGACCAGACCAUGUACCACCCCGUCAGCGGCAGCUGCAUGGACUGCAGUGAAAGUGACCACAGGAUCUUCAUGAACACCUGCAACCCCUCCUCUCCCACCCAGCAGUGGCUGUUUGAACACGUCAACUCAACGGUCUUGGAAAAAUUCAACAGCAGCUGAGCUCUCACGUUCCCGUGGCGGGCCUGGCAGGGUCCUCUCUGGCGCUCACCACAGCCUCCACCUCCCAAGGGGGGCAGAGCUUCUGCAAGCCCCGUCACGUAAAAGGUGCUGGCCACCCAGGUCAGGGCAGAGAGGGCUCUUGCGGCUGGGCCAGCUGUCCGCCUGGUCCUGAAGGCCCUGAGUGGCGAUGGGAUGGACAGCAGACCCCACCAGAGGCUCCACCUGAGCAGAGCCUGCUCCAGCCCUGAUGGCACCAUGGAAAUCCAGGACAGCCUUUUCAGCAUGGUCACCACGUUCCCUUGGGACACUUUGCAGGAAGAAUGCCAGGGCAGCCCCAAAAAAGUCCUCCUCCAGGGCUGCCCAGCCUCAGGUGGCUGGGACGUGUCGGCCCUGUCAGAAGAGAGGCAGUCCUAUCUGCAGGGGGGCAGCUCUUAGCGCUGGCACCCUUCAUCUACAUCAGAAAGGAAGACGUCUUUCUCGGGGCUGAUGGUUUUAGUUUUUGCCUGGCUUGGGGUAACUGUGAUUACUGCCCAGCGUCUCUUCUCUGUCACAGUCCCAGGAGAUGCAGUCAGAGGCCAUAUUGGGGCUUCUGGGUGUUCAGUACUGAACACUGACCAAAUGCCAGGCCUGGGUUUGGAAAGGGGGCUGCAAGUCAUUCCUUUGCUGCCACGGACAUGCCGAUGUCUGCCCUUGCUCCCAGGGUACUUAAAGCUCCCGCGUUAGUGCCUUCCAGGCACAGGGACAGCCCUGCCCGCAGGUUUUCAGGGCUGUGUUUGGGCCUGUGGCACAGCCUAGUAGAAAUUCUGGCUGAAUCUCCCUCAUCAGUGCUUCCAUCUCUCUGUCUCUCUCCCUCUCUCCCUCUCCCCCGCCCCCUCUCUCUCCCCACCUCAAGAGAGGAACAGAGAUGUGAGGUGCUCAUCUCACAAAGUCCAGAGGCCCCGGGGUGGACAUGGACAGGAUGCCCAGCUUCUGACUCAUCAUGGGUCUGGUUCUCGCAGGGAGCUCUAGAAUUUUUAAGGAACUCUGUCAUUUGACCACAAGUUAGAAUGCCACAUAGGAUGCUGGCAUUCUAGCAUCUGAUACGGAUUCCUAUAGUGCAUAAAGGCAUCCCCCAGCCUAGAGACAGUCUGUGAAAUCCAGGCUUGGUGGUGUUGGAGGAGGGGGGACCCGUGUCCAUCAGCUCUUACCAGGGGCUUCAGUGUGACACAGUCCUCAGCCCAGAGGGAGCUCUGCCACCUCCCACCACGGUCACAGCUGCAGUGGAGAACAGGCCCCAGUGUCCCACAAAUAGAGGUGCACCCAGCUCCUUGUUGGUCCUUUGUGUUUACCUUUCACUUUGUUAAUCAUGUGUCAGACUCCCAGGGGACUCCCAAACUAAUAGGAAGCGUUUCUGUAACCAGCCUGCCACCCACUGAUUCAGAAAUGGAAAUCACAGUCUAUGGUGCAUGGCUUCCGCCAGCUAUAGCCCAGGAAGUCCUUGAACUCAGUAUUCCAAUUAGAGCUGAGCCUCUUGAUUGGGUCAUUUACCAGUGAAAUAACUUGAGACAUAAAUCUGGGAGCGGAGCCGGCAAAACAUCACUUCCAUUUCUGCCUCGGCACAAGCCCUGCUCUGGCCACCUGUCCACAGGAGAGAUGGCCCUGCGCUCGCAAAGCUGGCCUAUCCAUCCCUAGUAUCUUUUCCAAGUGGGAACUCUAUCUUCAGAAGUGGCCUCUGUAAGACAGAGUCAGAAGAUGAGGCCUCUUCCAGAAUUUAGGAUAACAAGGGUGUUGCAGCCUGGGAGAGUUGUGUUAGGGUUCAUCAUCAGAGGGCAAUGCAGCAUCAUUAAAAACUGUGCCUUUUAAAAAGAAAAAAUGCAAAUGUACAGCCAAUCCCUAAACUUGAAUCAUUUCCUAGUGCCUUGCUAGACAAAAUAAAGGGGCAGGGGGAGGGGAAGCACUUUGGGUGGAGUGUGCAGUUCCUGUUGGGUGAGUGCGUGUUCGUUAAAGUCUAAUUUCAAGCAGGACACCUUGGGCCUAAAGCAGGAUCUGAGACAGUAGUGCCCCCCAAGAGCCAGAGGCCAGAAGUUACUCCAUUUAAUUUAGUGCGUGUAACGCCCCAAAUUAAAGGACAACUGAAUGGCUCGUUUAAUCCAGGGCCAACAAGGGCCUGAGCCGCCCCUGGGAGAGGGCCCUGUUUGACAUCCCAGCCCCCAGGUGGAGUGUGGAACACUGGCUACGUUUCCAGAUUGUCCCACUCCAGGCAGGGGACCGCGUUCUCCAAAAGACCAGGACGCGUGUGGGAAGCAGGAGCAGCAGCAGGCCGUCCUCAGCAGCCCUCCUUUCCUCCUUGGGUUAUCCUGGGUCUGCUUUUGCACCCCCACCAAGGAAUGGGCGGCUCCUUGAGCACUCUGGCGUCUGUAACUGCUGAGCCCACAUCCGCAGGUGCAGAGACUCCACGUAGCCUGUCAUCAGGGAAGGACCAGAGAAGCUCAUUCCUUCACUGACCAGCUGAGGGCACAUCCUCACCACGCAUUGCUUUGUCUUCAUUUUGGAAAACCGCCUGUCUCCAGGAACCUGUGGAGGUGCGUCAGUCUCGUAACAGGUGACCCUGUGGCCCCCUUUUCCUCCAAAGCCUUUCUCCUGAGCAUGAGGUCACCAAACAGGGUGUGGCCAGGAAGUAUGAUCCCUGUGUGGCUCACCCACAGCCUUUCCAAAGGGGAACCCCGCCAACACUUCAGAAUGCAGAGAGCAUCUUUGCCGUAAGUACACUUGUUAAGUGUGCAGGCCCGAAAGUGAAAAGCUAUUCCACCCGGUGCCUCCAGUUGGGGCCUUCACCUUUUAAAAGAACCCAGGAACCAUCCACUCCCCAGUUGUGGAAGAAAUAGCUCAGAGGCAGAAGGGAGCACAUCCGUGGAAGCGAUCUGAUGGGGAAUGCGACCUUAGGACUGGGGGAGAAAGAGCAUUCUUGUCAGAGAUGUAACAUAUGGAUUCCCCAAGUCCACCUUGUGUUCGCUUUUCUGACCUCCUGCCUGUUGAGUUUCUUUUCCUCCUUAAGGAAGAGGUGAUAUCCUUGAAGACGGUUCCAUGUUUCUUUCUGUGCAUCUCCAUUUUUCUAGACUCUGAUGAAAGAUUCAAAAGGAUGGCCAAGCACUUUACAGUACCUGAGGAUUCUGGACUCCUUGCUUCAAGGAUCCCUCGUUUGUACAGAUUGGGCAGUCUUUUAUAAUUCUUAGGAGACAGCGCAUUUUUAAUUAAGUUUUCCGAAGAUGUCUAAGUGUGAGGGGGGGCACAGAGUGAGUUCUGUUCUGGAAUUCAUUUCUGCUUUCAGCUGAUGCUUUUUUUGUGUGAAAAUCCAAGUGAUGCUUUAGUUCAAACUUGAUCUGGAGCCAAGGCCUGCGGUCAUCUCUGGGGUGGGAGUGGGACCUACAUUCCAAGCGAUAAGCUCCUCUUAACAUCCGCUCCCAAAAUGGCUUUGAUUCCACCGUUCCAGCCAACAGGGUCGGGUUCUCGGUCUGUUAGGGGCUUAAAGGUACAUCUCAAAGGGAUUCCAGGCAGGGAAUGUUUGAGACGUCAAAUUUGGGGUUCCUCACAGAAAGCUCGAGUCGGCCAGCCCCUCAUCUCCUGCCUGAAAAAGUGAGCCUUUGUGAAGACCUGACUCCCCAUGUACAACUGUGACGAUGACUGUCGUUGAGUAAAUCUCCAGACUUUUCUCUAA
Phacochoerus africanus (Common warthog) is the source of this 5648-nucleotide messenger RNA. It is a transcript of the gene GALNT10, whose product is annotated as polypeptide N-acetylgalactosaminyltransferase 10. NCBI's taxonomy places the organism in Eukaryota, Metazoa, Chordata, Mammalia, Artiodactyla, Suidae. Bases 143 to 1954 code for a protein of 603 amino acids. The record is from RefSeq and is a predicted model, not a curated record. The transcript is spliced from 12 exons. Gene Ontology annotation, cellular component: Golgi apparatus.